Messenger RNA from Diabrotica balteata, 1889 nucleotides. The record is from the annotation of a GenBank genome assembly. NCBI's taxonomy places the organism in Eukaryota, Metazoa, Arthropoda, Insecta, Coleoptera, Chrysomelidae.
UGAUUACUCGCGAGGUACCACUAUUACUUUACAUUUCCCUACUUUCAAACCAUUCGUUUAUUUCUAGUGGUAACUCGACUCUCUUCCACUAAUGACUCUCUUGUGAAGUUGUUUUUGUUGAUAGUGUUAUUUUAAGUGGUGCUCUUAAUUCAGGAUUUUUUUUUAUCUCAUCACUGAAGUCUGAAAUGGUUUAGCGAUAAAUGGAUUUUAGAUGAUUCAAGUUUGCUUAAGUAUAUCUAUUCUACUGCGAAUAUAAAAUCAGCCGAAGAGUAAAAAAAUGUCCAAAAUAUGGAUCGCAAUGCUAGUGGCACAUUUGACCUUAGUAAAAACCUCUGCCGGGGGAAAUAUUCUGAUGAUUACAUUGGGAGGCACAAAAUCACAUAAAAUUCCGUUUUGGGAGCUAGCGAAGGGCCUAAUACCACGUGGACACAACAUUACUUUUAUCAGUGCUUUUGCUCCAGAUUUUCAUUUUCAAGGAUUAGAAGAGAUAACGCCGAUUAAUUUAGUAUAUUACGUGAGAAAUUUUACAAAUUGGGACUUGGUAGGUGCUAGAAUGAAAGGAGAGGAACCAGUUCCUCCAUUAGAUAUGGUUAGGUAUGCAACCGAGGUAUGUGAUUUGUUGCUCUCAGAAUCCGAAAUCCAGAUGUUUCUUGAAGAGAAACAUAAAUUCGAUUUAUUAAUAUUAGACGGUGCAUACCCAGAAUGUGCGCUGGGUUUCGUUUAUCAUUUUAAUGCACCGUUUAUGUACAUAAAUACUGUAGGAUUUUACACUGGAUCCUUAUCCCUUGCUGGAAAUCCUGCUCCGUAUGCCGUAACGCCAUUCUUAUCUCUAGCUUAUACGGAUAAUAUGAAUCUAUAUCAGAGGACGGCAAAUACAAUGAUGCAUUUAUUAGCGAAUGGUGUUCACUCACUAAUGGUUAGAAUGUCACUUCAAAAUAUACUCAGCAAACAUUUUGGACCUGACGUACCACAAAUAUAUGAAAUGUCCAAAAACGUAAGUUUUAUUCUACAAAACGGUUACGCUACAAUGUCAUAUCCUAGGUCUUAUUUACCAAAUGUUGCCGAAAUUGCUUGCAUACAUUGCAAGAAAUCGAAACCAUUACCAGAAGAUUUAGAAGAAUUCGUUAGAGGAGCAGGAGAUGCCGGUUUUAUAUAUUUUAGCAUGGGCUCUUCAGUUAAAGCUGCCAAUAUGCCUGUAUAUCUUAGACAGUUACUAUUUGCUGUUUUUAAAAGUCUACCUCAGAGGGUAUUAUGGAAAUAUGAAUCUGAAAACAUUUUGGAAGAUUUACCUAGUAACGUAAAAUUAGGCAAAUGGCUACCACAACAAGACAUCUUAGGUCAUCCAAAACUUAAAGUCUUCGUCACACAUGGGGGUCUCCUAAGUAUGUUCGAGACGGUGUAUCACGGAGUUCCAAUAGUAUCGAUUCCAGUCUUUUGCGAUCAUGACUCAAAUGCCGCUAAAGCUGAAAUCGAUGGAUAUGCUCUGAAACUUGACUUUUCAACUCUGACAGCAGAAAAACUACUAUGGGCCAUCCGGCAAGUUAUAUACAAUUCGAAAUAUAAGGAAGAAGUAAAGAAGAGACAAUAUUUACUAAGGGAUCAGCCAGAAACUCCGUUACAAAAAGCUGUGUAUUGGACAGAAUAUGUGAUAAGGCAUGAUGGAGCUAAGCAUCUCCAAUCGCCUGCUCGUAAUUUAGGAUUUAUAGAAUAUUAUUUAAUAGAUGUAGCUUUUGUGAUUAUUUUUGGAGCAUUUUGUUUAUAUACCAUGUUGAUAUUUACUUUGAAAUUGUUUUUAAAAUAUUUUUUAAGUAGUUCUGUAAAUUCUGUGAAAAAAAAUAUUAAAGUAGACUGACACAUUUAAUUUGGUUGUUAAUAAAUUUAUGGAUUAC